GCCCUCGCAAAUCUUGAAGACAGCAUCGAGUAUCGCCACAUGAUGAUUCUAACACAGCUGCUUCUAAUUAUCCACCAGGUUUUAGGAGAGCACGAGCCGGAACACUGCCUUCUGAUGUCCAUCCGCUACUCCUUUGAUGGAAUCGUUUGCUGAACAGUUGCAGCAGAGGCAGACCGCUAACAUGCCUCCUAGCAUUCUCAUACCCUCGUGUCCUACCAUCCGGCAUACCACAACUGUAGCGGCUCCACGGGCAGCUCCUACAUCAGUCGGCUCCAAGCGCAACAGUCGCUUGAGGUCAGGUUCAUUAAUGCUGCCUUCUGCUGGUCUUUCCAGCCCAUCUAACGAGUGUGCGUCUGCCAACAGCGCAUUGGAUUAAGUACCAUCCUUAGGCUGUUGUAAUGUACGUAUGUAG
Messenger RNA from Suillus plorans, 412 nucleotides. RefSeq lists its product as uncharacterized. The record is from RefSeq and is a predicted model, not a curated record. The coding region runs from base 137 to 376 and encodes 79 amino acids. NCBI's taxonomy places the organism in Eukaryota, Fungi, Basidiomycota, Agaricomycetes, Boletales, Suillaceae. The transcript has a single exon.